AACCGGUACUGUCACGGGAUCAACCUCCCUUUUUACCCACACCACAAGCAUUUCAAGUGGCAAACAAAUACCGCAAGCAACCAAGAUGAAGGUAGCUACCACCACGAACACUCCACAAACUUUUUCAUCCUCCUCAGCAACACCCACAUCAUCAAUACAGCAACCAAAAACGGUCUUUGGCGUGAAAACAUCCCUAGCUGGGGGAGGUGAAUUUUUAAAUGCAAAAAUCAUCGGUGUUCGAAAUGUAGCAAAUGCCAAAGUAAAAGGAACUUCUUCGUUAAGUCUAAUGAACGCAUCCAACUUGAACAUUGCGCACAUAGGUGGAAAACAGGUUAUAAUUGCAAAUAACUCCACACUUGGCGCCAACCAAUCCGUCGUAGGCAAUAGCACGCGAAUUAACAGUAAUACCAGUAGUAUCGUUCCAAAUACGAAUACAAUGUUGCUAUCCGCAAAUAACAACUGUAGCAAUCUGGUGAUAGAACAACAAUGCCUAAAGGAUAAGGUAUUCAAAGUACAUACUGAGACAUAUGCAACAGAAAGGGAGGGCAGCAGUACAGUUAGUGGGCUUUCGGAACAAACUGUUAUGCUUCGAACACAAUUGGUAAAAGCGAAAUCCGUUCAACCAACUGCUGGAACUAGACUAACAAACCAAAGAUGUAAUACAACUUUUCCGACUGAAAACAGCGGAACUGUCAAUGAAAUUAAAAACACUGCACGUCUCGCAGCACAAGGUUCUGUAACUGUGCAGCAGCAACAUCAACAACAACAAAGACCGGAUCACAAUAUUAACACUGGAGGAAUCAAUGCACCAAGCACCAGCAAUGUAGGAAUGGUCACGACCGUUGUUACGCCAAUGAUGUCGAAGUCAAUAGUAAUACAACCUACUUCUAGUGGAAACAUCAAUUCGAAUACUAAGGUUACGGAAAUAGGAUUGCCAAAGACUCAAUCACAACGUGUUGUUCUCUCACAACCUAUCAUUAUACCAUCCAGUUUACAGACAUCCAGCUCUAUUAGUCUAAAACGGUUGAAGGUUAUUCCAAUAAAUAAACAAUGUAAAAAAUAGAUAAGUAAUACGUUAAGCUUAAAGUGUUUCUCUACAAUGAUAAAAAAUAAAGAUAUAAUAUAUGCAGUAAGAGGAUGCGUACAAAGAGCAAGUGCCAAGACUGUUUCAUUACAACAUUGUAGUUGUGCUGCUUAUUUUCCGUUCAAAUAAUUAGAGAGCGUGUUGUUUACAUUUCGGUUAGUUUGGCUCCUGGCGUAGGCAGGCACACACAUUAUGAUUACACAUUAUUAUUUAUGAUUAUUAUGAAAGUACGCUA
This is a messenger RNA of Anopheles nili, 1319 nucleotides long. RefSeq lists its product as uncharacterized. Lineage: Eukaryota; Metazoa; Arthropoda; Insecta; Diptera; Culicidae. The transcript is spliced from 4 exons. The record is from RefSeq and is a predicted model, not a curated record. Bases 86 to 1063 code for a protein of 325 amino acids.